This is a messenger RNA of Racocetra persica, 210 nucleotides long. Lineage: Eukaryota; Fungi; Glomeromycota; Glomeromycetes; Diversisporales; Gigasporaceae. The record is from the annotation of a GenBank genome assembly.
GCGACAAAGAUAUGGCAUCUAUGCAAAGCAAUGAUCAUCUGUUGGAAGAGCCAAUCUUAGGGGAUAAUCUUGACCCUCUGAUAAACCCAACCCAUGUUCAACCAUCUUGGGAUCAACUCCUUCAGCAUAUACCGAACCUAAUGACAAGACAACAAGAAACUCCAUGUGAGAUGAAGGAACAUCACUUCAUCAAUAUAUUAGUCUUUACAG